AUGAAGCCCGUUGUCCUCCUAGUUGCACUGUUGCUCUGGCCCGCGUCCCUGCUGGCAUUUCCAAGCAUUACUGUGUCUCCCGACGAAGAGCAAAACUUGAACCGCUACGUACAAGUUUUAGAAAACCUACUACUCAGCGUUCCCACUCGGGAACUUGAGAAAAAAUCAAAGUCUCCAAAACAUGUUUAUUCUGCCGGAGUGAGGUCAUUACUAGAGGAGGCGGCGAGCACCCCCGGCGAGGGGUUGGGCAAGGACGCCCUACCCAGUCCUUCCGGCGAGGAGAGCACGGCCCACCCCGCCAGAGAGCCCACGCGGCGGCCGGGGAGGAGGAAGCGCCCACGCACCACCACUGUGUUCUGGACCAUCAAGCCCAACAACGUGUCUGUGGUUUUACGCGCAGACGAGCCGUACAUUGAGAAGGAUGACCCCGAGCCAGAACCGGUGGCCAAGCCCAAGGCACCGCCCAAGUUGCCACCAGCACCCAAGCCGGAGCCCCAGCCCGAGCCCGAGCCCGAGCCAGCGCCCCGCGUGAGUGUGACCAAAGCCCCCCGGGCUUCCACAAUCGUCACCCACACCUGGACCACUUCCCACAUCACCACGGCAACCAAGCACUCCGAGAUGGACUCAGAGGACGUCCCCCAGCUCUCGGGCGAGCUGGCCACGAGAUUUGGGGAGCCACUGGAGCCCCACUCACACACUUUGAGCAAUGAUGACAUUUUGAGGAAAAUUUCAGAGAUCAGCGCAGAGGUGCAUCAUGGACCUCUGGGUGACAGCAACAACCCCGAAUACCGAGAGGACAUUAAGGCCUCCAGGGAGCAGCUGCAGCGGAGCCUGGCCCUGGCGGCGGCCGCUGAGCACAGGUUACAGAAGAUGCACAGGUCACACGUGUUCUUUGGAGGACGAUCCAACCAUGGAGUCAAGGACAUGGAAACGGUCAUUAACACACUGUAUAACUCCAGGUCUAAGUUGUCAGAAUAUUUAAACAUCAGAUAUGUCCCACCAGAGAUGAGAGGGAAGGUCACCACAGUACUUCAUACUUUGAGAAAAAUCUUGUGUUCCGGUCAGAUGGAAACCCAAAACCUUAUUAGGAAGUUACUAAGCAACAAUAUAAAAAUCCUAAACCUACUUGACAUUCCAUCACAAAACAGACUUAAUGCAAAACUGCAUUCGCGCACAAGAAACUAA
This is a messenger RNA of Castor canadensis (American beaver), 1185 nucleotides long. RefSeq names its product sperm equatorial segment protein 1 (gene Spesp1). The record is from RefSeq and is a predicted model, not a curated record. Gene Ontology annotation, biological process: acrosome reaction; fusion of sperm to egg plasma membrane involved in single fertilization. Gene Ontology annotation, cellular component: acrosomal vesicle. Lineage: Eukaryota; Metazoa; Chordata; Mammalia; Rodentia; Castoridae.